Molecule: messenger RNA, 1005 nt
Organism: Zasmidium cellare ATCC 36951
Lineage: Eukaryota; Fungi; Ascomycota; Dothideomycetes; Mycosphaerellales; Mycosphaerellaceae
Exons: 3
Coding region: 1-1005 (334 amino acids)
Source: RefSeq, a predicted model, not a curated record
AUGGAUUGCGACGAUAGACAGAACCACCUGCCUGUCCCUGCUGGGAUUGUAGGUCUACUGCCAUGCACCCCUGUGCCAGCCAACAGAGGCCCUUGCAACAGACAUCACCCGGGCCGCAUUCAAUACGGAUUUGAAGUGUGCGAGAGGUGCCGAGAUCAUUCGAAGCACAUGCUGUUACUCGAGCCUACCCCCACUGCAGUACCGGCACCACUUGCACCAUUGCUGCCUGCGGUACCACUGGCACCUGUCGCAUUAGCUGCCCCUGGGGCUGCCAAUCGUCGAAGAUUGGGCCAAGGUUCUGGCAUGUUUCCGCCCGCCAUACCCCGGGCACAGCCAGGAGUCGGCCCACCCGAGGCGCUGGGACCACCAUAUGUUGCGCCCUGGCAAACGCCCGUCGAGUUGGCUAGCAGUACGGUACUAGCACCGCCACGCGCGAACCCACCAUUCGACGGAUUCCUCACCAGAGUGUGCCAACAUUGUGAACAAGCUAUACAGUCCGAGAUCAUGCAUCUCAAUAUGGGAAACCUUCCCGGAACAAUCGCAAUGGGGCCUGCUCAAAACUUGUGGGAACAAGUUCCUACAGUGUCCUGUACCUGCAAGGCCACACUGGGGUUGACUUUCCCUCCACAGGAACGUCUGUGUUUGACACAUCAGGAAAAAGUCUGGAACGAUCUCGUGAAGAAAAGAGAUAGCAACGAUCGCUGGCUGCGCAACAUUCAGCGCGAUGGACAACUGUUGGUUCCGGCAACUCCAGCUACGAAGCAGGAUCGAGUUCAGUCUGGGUUCUGGCGUGCUUGUCGCUGCGGCCAGGAAAUAGACCAUAAUCCUAUCGUAGGCAACCUACCGCCCCAGUGUUAUGUCUGCAUGGCGUGCGAAGGUUGGGUCAGCCGGAUCGGUGUGGUAAUCCCUUAUCCCCUUCUUACAGUACGGCAAGUCUCAAACAACCAUAGACGAUUUAAGACUCUGUUCAAGAUGCAGCGUAAACUGCCGCAUUUGGCACGUUGA